AUGUCGCACCACCCCACCAUCGAGCCCCUGCACGCUCCCGGCCGCGCCGCCGUCGUCCAGCGCCAGCGCAACGUCUCUGGCCCCGUUAACCGUGAGUUUUGUAAAGGUGUGUGUAACUCACAACCAGCCAACGACGUGAUCCCCGGCCAAACCGUCGACCCCGCCGUCCCCGGCGCCGCCAUGGGACAGAAGGCGCUGCUCGCGAAGAAGAUGGCGCAGGCCAACUCCAAGCCGACCGUCUCGCCGACGGACCAGCACGACUCGCCGACGACGCGGAAACUCAAGAACGUCAAGGAGCGGCACUUCGCCCCGGGCGCCAAGGGCAAGACGCCGGCCAUGCAGCGCAUGGCUGGACUGAUGGACGAGAACUCGCCCCCUUCAUAA
This is a messenger RNA of Trichosporon asahii var. asahii CBS 2479, 384 nucleotides long. RefSeq lists its product as uncharacterized. The coding region runs from base 1 to 384 and encodes 127 amino acids. Lineage: Eukaryota; Fungi; Basidiomycota; Tremellomycetes; Trichosporonales; Trichosporonaceae. The transcript has 2 exons. The record is from RefSeq and is a predicted model, not a curated record.